This is a messenger RNA of Aedes albopictus (Asian tiger mosquito), 954 nucleotides long. RefSeq lists its product as uncharacterized. Bases 64 to 504 code for a protein of 146 amino acids. The record is from RefSeq and is a predicted model, not a curated record. The transcript has 3 exons. Lineage: Eukaryota; Metazoa; Arthropoda; Insecta; Diptera; Culicidae.
CUCAGCCAACACUUUAGGUUGGUAGUGAUAGAGAGUCGCUGCAUAGUCAAAAAGCUGUUCAAGAUGUCUCGUGUGAUUCUGGUUGGCGCAUUCGUGUUGUUUUUAUGUGGUUUUCUGGUGUCUGGAGCUCCAACUAAGAAAGAGACACAUUCUGAUCUCCACAUAGAGAAAGAUAACCAUCAUCAUGAAUUCGAUUUGGGUCAUAGGUUCAACGUCAAACGAAUCAACGGUCAAAAUACUCCCCGAGGAGGUUGGAAAAACAACCCAGAAAUAGAGAUAAUCAAAGCAAUACUGUACGCUUCUGUGAGCUUUGAUCCGAUUGUCAUCUUUACAACGUUUCCACAGCCACCUGGCGCUGGCGUUGGUGCUGGAGCAUCUGCCGGUGCAUUUGGUGGAGCAGCUGGCCCAGUUGGACCACCUUCCAGUUUUGGCGGUGCUGCUGGUGUAGAACCACCAGAACAAAUGAUCGAUUACAAAGUAUUGUGUUCGUUGUGUGGAAAAUAAAGCGUGGUUUGUCGAAAUACAUGUGUGUUAUGAUCUUUAAAGUGCUCGUACAAUCUUUGCCGAUACGCCAAAUAUUUGACCUCUUUUGACAGAUACAUACACUCCCGAUCAAAAGUUUGGGGUCACCCCCUCAAAAACAUGUCAUUUUUUCAGGCCCAUAUCUCCGCCAAUUUGCGUCCGAUUUCAAACCCCUAGAUCUCAUUCAAAACAUAAUCAAAGAAACUUUGAACAUGAUUUAAAAGAAACUUUUUCAAAAAAAUUUGUAUGUAAACAUAGUCCAAAGUUGCCAAAUUUUCUAAGAAAAUGAAUAUAAACUUACGGCAGUGUCGCGGGAAAUUGGGUCGACCAAAUUUGAAGAUGAGAGCGGUAAUAUAACCCAUUUUCUAUUAGCUUUCAACUGCUUUUUACAGAACUUAGCUAAACAAUUUAGAAAAAAAGUUAUUGAGUAAA